This is a messenger RNA of Polypterus senegalus (gray bichir), 664 nucleotides long. Its product is annotated as histone H1-like. The record is from RefSeq and is a predicted model, not a curated record. Lineage: Eukaryota; Metazoa; Chordata; Cladistia; Polypteriformes; Polypteridae. The transcript has a single exon. Gene Ontology annotation, molecular function: DNA binding; structural constituent of chromatin. Gene Ontology annotation, biological process: nucleosome assembly. Gene Ontology annotation, cellular component: nucleosome. Bases 19 to 612 code for a protein of 197 amino acids.
UUCAAGUGUGUAAUUGAAAUGGCAGAAACAGCUCCAGCAAUUCCCGCUGCAGCACCGGCUAAGGCGGCGACGAAGAAGAAGAAAACGAGCACGAAGCCCAAAAAGAUUGGUCCUAGCGUGUCUGAUUUAAUCGUGAAGGCCGUCUCGGCUUCAAAAGAGCGCCACGGACUUUCUUUGGCUGGGCUCAAGAAGGCUUUGGUUGCUAGUGGCUACGAUGUGGAGAAGAACAACGCUCGCGUGAAACUGUCCGUAAAAAGCUUGGUUAGUAAAGGCUCUCUCGUGCAGACGAAAGGUACCGGCGCCUCUGGGUCCUUUAAAAUCAACAAGAAGCAGGCAGAGACCAAGGAGAAAGUUGCAAAGAAAAAGGCGGCCCCAAAAAAGAAGCCAGUGGCGAAAAAGUCCGCUGCCGCCAAGAAAGUGAAGAAGCCGGCAGCCAAGAAACCCGCUGUACUCAAGAAGACGGCUAAGAAGCCUGUUGCAGCCAAGAGUCCCAAGAAAGCGAAGCCGGCUGCCAAGCCCAAAAAGGCAGUUAAGAGUCCGAAGAAGGCUAAAGCAACAAAGCCUAAAGCGGCCAAACCGAAGAUUGUCAAAUCUGUAUCCAAAAAGAAGUGAUUUACAUGACUUGAUACCUAAACAUAUAAAAAAACGGCUCUUUUAAGAGCCC